Camelina sativa (false flax) is the source of this 1511-nucleotide messenger RNA. RefSeq lists its product as uncharacterized. The record is from RefSeq and is a predicted model, not a curated record. Lineage: Eukaryota; Viridiplantae; Streptophyta; Magnoliopsida; Brassicales; Brassicaceae. Gene Ontology annotation, molecular function: epoxide hydrolase activity.
UAGUUUCUCUCUAGCUUCUCUCUAAAGUCCAUAAAUCCAUCUUCUAGAUCUCUUUUCUUUUGAUUCUUCUCUCAAUAAACAUCUUGUUACCUCGAAGCUUAUAAUAUACUUCAUAACAUGCCCAACAUUGUGACUCUCAUCUGUUGACCUUUUUUAAUUUUAUGUUAUGGAAUAUGGGAUAAGCAUUUAAAACGCAGCGUUUUGCUGACAGUAGUGAGAGAAAAAAAUCUGAUUUUAACUUUUUUGAAGAAAAAUCUUUGAAUCCUCCGUCACGGCAAAACGAGGAAGCCAGUCAACCACAUAAAGCCUUAUCUGACUCCUGCCGCGAAGCAACCGGUUUAAACCACCAAUUUGUACUCUCCCUCUCUUCUCUCUUCUCUCUCUAAUUCUCAUCCGUACCAAAGAUAGCUAAAAAAUGGCUGUUCAUAUUCAGAACCCUAACUUUUUCUACACUCAUCAUCUCCGAUCACGUCUAACCUCAUCCUCUCCAUCACCUUCCUCAUAUCUCUUUCCCAGACACUCUGCUUCAAAAUAUCAUCACAGCUUCAUCUGCAAAUCCAAUGACAAAGAUGAUUAUCUCAUUGAUGCUCCUGUUUCUGUUGGAGAUGGUUUCUCUUUCAGUGGAGGGAAGUAUUCAGAUCAACCGAGUCCAUCAGAUGAGUGGCUCAAGCAAGGCAAAUGGGUUAAAGCUCAUAGAGUUGGUGGAUCAGGUGUAGAAGCAAAAGAUCCGAUUUUCGGAUUAACAAUGGGAGCUAGCUCUCAAGCUUCAAAAGACCUCUUCCGAUGGUUUUGUGUAGAAUCCGGAAGUGUAGAUAGUCCUCCUGUUAUACUCAUCCAUGGAUUCCCAUCUCAGGCUUACUCUUACCGGAAAACUCUUCCUGUGCUUUCGAAGAACUACCGCGCCAUUGCUUUCGAUUGGCUAGGAUUUGGAUUUUCUGACAAGCCUCAGGCUGGAUAUGGAUUCAACUAUACAAUGGACGAGUUUGUUUCGUCGCUUGAGUCAUUCAUUGAUGAAGUAACUACCAGUAAGGUGUCACUUGUGGUGCAGGGAUACUUCUCAACUGCUGUUGUAAAAUAUGCUAGAACCCGACCUGACAAGAUCAAGAAUCUCAUACUCUUGAAUCCUCCUCUCACACCCGAACAUGCUAAACUUCCAUCAACCUUGUCUGUAUUCAGCAACUUUUUGCUCGGGGAGAUAUUCUCUCAGGUUGGUUUCCGAACCUAUAUAGGUAAGCUGAACCUCCUAAUGUAGGAAGACCCAUAUGAAGUAUAUACUCAGAAUCAACAAUGCCGAUAUUUUUGGUUCGAUCACCCUAUUCAAAGAAACAAGACAAUACUGAGAGAAAAACAAAACCAACAAAUAAACGGGUGUAUUGGGUUGGCUCAGUCACAAUUUACCUGCGCGCAAUAUCCAAGCUGAAAAUCUAUACCCCAUCCGUGGUUUAAGUCAUUCUGUAAAAGGAUAUAAAAACAUCAAUAACACAAAGUCAAGCAUCUUGAUGUUGAUGGUC